Messenger RNA from Blumeria graminis f. sp. triticale, 1278 nucleotides. Lineage: Eukaryota; Fungi; Ascomycota; Leotiomycetes; Helotiales; Erysiphaceae. The record is from the annotation of a GenBank genome assembly.
AUGCGAAGUUGUAUUUUUUUAAGGAAUUUUGAUGAAUUGGCUAUCGACGAAAUCUCUUGUCUCGAAAAGGAAAUGUCACUGGCUUCCAUAGUUGCCAGUCUUAUAUCUCCUAGAUUGAAUAAUUCACAGAAGAAUUCCAGCAAACUUGGUGUUGUUGACAAUGGAACAACGUUUGUCGAAGUCAUGCUUGGAUCAAACAAUAAUAUGGCACCAGAAGCGCAUCAGAAAGAAAGCAGGCCAUCCUAUGUGCAUGCUAUGAUUGCUGGAGGCCUUGGUGGUACGACUGGCGAUUUUUUGAUGCAUUCUUUGGAUACAGUCAAAACGCGUCAACAAGGUGAUACGCAUACUCCGCCAAAGUACACUUCAAUGUCAUCUUCAUACUCUACUAUUUUGAGGCAGGAGGGCAUCAGAAGAGGCUUAUACGGGGGCUGGGUUCCAGCUCUUCUUGGAUCAUUUCCUGGAACUGUAAUCUUCUUUGGAACGUAUGAGUAUAGCAAAAGAAAUAUGAUUGAUGCCGGAAUUUCACCACAUAUUUCCUAUCUUAUGAGUGGUUUUCUCGCUGACUUGGCCGCUUCAAUUGUGUAUGUACCAUCAGAAGUUCUCAAAACUCGAUUACAGCUUCAAGGACGAUAUAAUAAUCCUUUUUUUAAUUCUGGAUACAACUAUAAAUCCACACUACACGCCGUAAAGACAAUUGUUCAUCAAGAAGGGCUAACAGCUCUAUUCUACGGCUACAAAGCCACUGUGUAUAGAGACUUACCCUUCUCAGCUUUGCAGUUCUUUUUCUAUGAACAGGGACAGUCUUGGGCAAAAAACUGGAAGAAAAGAAAGGAUAUUGGCCUCAAGUUAGAGCUUAUUACUGGUGCCGCAGCUGGAGGACUUGCCGGAGUAAUCACUUGUCCUUUAGAUGUUGUUAAGACUAGAACACAAACUCAGGUAAAUUUCAACGCAGAGGCUACAUAUAAGAGCACAUCUUCGCCAUUCCAGGAUCAAUCCACUGGUGUCGACAGCUCUUUGAAAAGACAGAUUCGUUCCACGCCAUCUCUUACUACCUAUGCUACCGGAUCCAGCACGGUAGAUUUUAAUUCCUCUUCCGUAGUAAACGGACUCAAGUUGAUCUAUAAGUCAGAAGGGCUUCCCGGCUGGUUUAGGGGGGUAGGGCCAAGAGUUGUCUGGACCAGUGUGCAAAGUGGCUGUAUGCUUUUCUUAUAUCAAAAAAUUCUUCGAGAAUUAGAGUUACACAAAUCAUAUUCAAGUCUGGAGUUAUCAAUUGGGUGA